Messenger RNA from Gopherus flavomarginatus (Mexican gopher tortoise), 1080 nucleotides. RefSeq names its product potassium voltage-gated channel subfamily E regulatory subunit 1 (gene KCNE1). Gene Ontology annotation, cellular component: membrane. The record is from RefSeq and is a predicted model, not a curated record. Gene Ontology annotation, biological process: potassium ion export across plasma membrane; membrane repolarization during action potential; negative regulation of delayed rectifier potassium channel activity. The transcript is spliced from 3 exons. Bases 198 to 578 code for a protein of 126 amino acids. Gene Ontology annotation, molecular function: potassium channel regulator activity; voltage-gated potassium channel activity involved in ventricular cardiac muscle cell action potential repolarization; delayed rectifier potassium channel activity. Lineage: Eukaryota; Metazoa; Chordata; Testudines; Testudinidae.
UUUAGUGUCUACGGCAACCCCAUGGGGAAAAAAUGUGCUCCACUCUUCUGGAGAAGAUGUGUGAGAAGUAUUUCAAGAUGAUUAUGUGAUCUGUCAACAGCUGUGAAAUUUGAAUGUAUUUUAGCCUGCUGAGCUCAAGUUACCAAGACGUAGUUUUCUAAGUCACCACAUCAGAAAGGAAAGAGUGACGGAAGAAGAUGGGAACGCUGUCUAAUGAUACAGCACUGAAUUCACUCCUCUCCAAAUUAUUACAAGAAUAUGUAGACCGGACAAAUAACUCUGCAUCUUCUCAGGCUGAAAAACCCAGUGACAAUCUGGAAAUCAUCUAUGUGCUCUUGUUGCUUGGUUUCUUUGGCUUUUUCACAUUUGGAACAAUGUUUAGCAACAUCCGCUCCAAAAAGCUUGAGCACUCAAACGACCCAUACAAUAUGUACAUUGAAAGAAAUAUUUGGCAUAAGCUGGAUGAAGCAAAUUUUCAUGCAAAAAUUGUGGAAAGUUAUAAAUCGUGCUGUGUGUUUGAAAACCAGCUCGCUGUGGAGCAACCUGUCAAUCAGAUUCCUCAGGUGAAGACUUCAUAGAGAAAUGGGAGAAAUGAUGGUCUGUUAACUUUACAGGCAUAGAGCCAGAUCUUCACCUGAUACAAAUGGAAGUAGCUCGUGGCCCAUCAGUGCAAAAUAAUUUUGCAUGUAGAACAAACAAACAAACAAUCUCUUUCUGCAUAGCAUCUACCAUGAUGUGAUAGCACUGCAUUUUGUAUACUCCUUGUUACAUGAAAUUGGACAAUCAUGCUGCAAAGCUUUCAACCUUGAAUAUGGUUGCUGUAAUCUCUAAGAUCAAGAACAGUAGGAGCCAGAUCCUCAGCUGGUGUAAAUCAGCAUAUCUGCAUUGUUCUCACCAAUGAGGCUAGUUUAAAAAGUGCUUUAUACUUUGAGGCUGCAUCCCAUAUUCUUACAAUGAUCAAAAUUUAGAACCUGCUUGUAGCAUUUGUAGUAACCUGCAUGAUUAAAACAAUAAUUCAUCUAGCACAAGCUAGAAAUGUUAACAAUCAAGUAGCAUUUAGGCAAUUACCCCCUUUCAAAA